AUGAAUAACGAAGUCGACGGUGAUGAAGAAGAAGAAGAAGACGUGGAGGUGUGGGAUACGUUGAGUAACGGAUUCAAACGCGCGCAAGUCGUUCUCGAUCAGAACCGUGAGUUGAUACAACGGGUCAACGAAAACCACAUGUCUCGGAUCCCUGAUAACGUCGCUAGAAACGUUGCCCUGAUCAACGAAAUCAACGGUAAUAUUUUUCGAGUUAUGGAGAUUUACUCUGUUUUAUCUGUCGAUUUCGCCGACAAAUUCGAUCAGCAGCGGAGGAGCAGCAGGAGGACGGCCAAGAACGUCGACACUACAACAACUACCACCACGGCCGGUUCUUACGGCGGCAGACGGAGCUCUUUCGGUUCCUGA
Messenger RNA from Camelina sativa (false flax), 366 nucleotides. The record is from RefSeq and is a predicted model, not a curated record. Lineage: Eukaryota; Viridiplantae; Streptophyta; Magnoliopsida; Brassicales; Brassicaceae.